GACUGCGCAGGAGCAGAAAAGGGGGCGGGGGACUCGGCUUGUUGUGUUGCUGUCCGAGAGCCGGAGGCAGUCCGCUGCGGCCACCGCUCCUCCAGCCGCCCGACAAUGUCGUCUCAUUUAGUAGAGCAGCCACCGCCCCUGCACAACAACAACAACAACUGCGAGGAAGGGGAGUCGCCUGUGCCCCCGCCAGCCGGCCUCAACAGUUCCUGGGUGGAGUUACCCAUGAACAGCAGCAAUGGUAAUGAUAAUGGCAAUGGGAAAAAUGGGGGACUGGAGCACGUCCCUUCCUCAUCCUCUAUCCACAAUGGAGACAUGGAGAAGAUUCUUUUGGAUGCACAACAUGAAUCAGGACAGAGUAGUUCAAGAGGCAGUUCUCACUGUGACAGCCCUUCCCCACAAGAAGAUGGGCAAAUUAUGUUUGAUGUGGAAAUGCACACCAGCAGGGACCAUAGCUCUCAGUCAGAAGAAGAAGUUGUAGAAGGCGAGAGAGAAGUUGAUGCUUUGAAGAAAAGUGUAGACUGGGUGUCCGACUGGUCCAGUAGGCCUGAAAACAUUCCCCCGAAGGAGUUCCACUUCAGGCACCCUAAACGUUCUGUUUCUUUAAGCAUGAGGAAAAGUGGAGCCAUGAAGAAGGGGGGCAUUUUCUCUGCGGAAUUUCUUAAGGUGUUCAUUCCAUCUCUCUUCCUUUCUCAUGUUUUGGCUUUGGGGCUAGGCAUCUAUAUUGGAAAGCGACUGAGCACAUCUUCUGCCAGCACCUACUGAAGGCCAGGAGCCCCGGGAACGUGUGCGCCCUGUGAAGUGGUGUAUUGUCACAGUAGUUUAUUUGAACUUGAGACCCUUGUAAGCAUGACCCAACCUACAGUCCUAUUUUUACAUAUCCAAGCUCCAGUAACUCUCAAAUUCAGUAUUUUAUUCAAACUCUGUUGAGGCAUUUUACUAACCUCAUUCUCUUGGGGCCUGUAAGACUUUAGACUUUCCUAACAGAGUUUACUGUUGUUUAGAAAUUUGCAAGGGCUUCUUUUCCGCAAAUGCCACCAGCAGAUAAUAAUUUUGUCAAUAAUGCUAUCGUCUCCUUUUAGUGCCACCAGACUUAGACCAGAAUCACUCAUGGUAUAAAUUUUACUCUCUCAAGAUGACUACCAUCUCGCUCAUAAAACAAGAUAAGACUAGCAAAUGACGUAAAAGCUUUGUUGUUUCGUUUUUCAAGAAAAAGGCAAGCUUCCUUAAGCUUGAAUUUAUAGUUAUUAAAAAAGGAAACAAGAAAAACAAACAAACACGCAAGACACAAGAAAAAAAUACCUUGGGCAAUAAACAUUUAUUUUAAACCAGCUUUGUCUAAACCUCCUAAUGGCACCUUUUAAUUUGUAGGACACGGUCUAUGGGUAUGAAAUAGAAUAAGAACUAAAAUACAUCAGCAGAUUUUAAUACUAGUAGGUUGUAAUGCUGUCUUUUCUAUGGUGUAGAAUCUUUAUUUCUGAUAAGGAACGUCUCAGGCCUAGAAAUAUGAAAUUGCUUUUGGGAUUUGUGUGUGUGUUUGGGUAUUUUUGUGUUUAUUAGCUGCAUGUGAAUUUUUCAUGACUCUCUUUAAAUUAAAAAAAAAAAGUUUUUUUUCUAAGAAGAGGCUUUGGAAUGAGGUCCAGUUUGUGGUAUAAAUAUUGGCAUAUUGUUUCAGGAAGAUCACGCACACUCGGAAGCCUUUAAACUCCACAGGUAAUUGUUUCCGAGUUAUUCCAAGCACUUGUGCAGCUUUGAAAACAGACUUGGUUUGUGGGAACAUUUGACACAGUUCUGAAAAGAUGCCAUUUGUUUUUUUCUGACCUCUCCUUUUUAAUGUUUACUGUAUAAUCUUCCCACGGUGAUUCCUGUGAUCCUGCAGGCACUGGUCAUUCUCUCUUGUAGUCAUCUUUUCAGAUACAUUAAACUCCUCACGUUCCAGAACUCUCAACAACUUCCUUCAAUGACAUACUUUUUGUGUGUUUGUUUCUAAAAUGUGAAGCUUUAGGACCAAAUUGUUAGAAAGCAUCAGGAUUACCAAUUAUUUCAAGUAGAUUUAUUGGGUUUCAAAACACAUAGCAUGACUCUGAAGGAUACUAUUAUAUGUUUUAUAUAUAAAUAAUUACUGUUUAUGAUAUAGACAUUACUAUUGAAUAUUUAGAGACCAUUGUUAAUUUUAAAACUAGCAAAAUACUCAUUAAAUAAAGUACAUCAGGUUGACUUGAAUAAAAACACUUUGACAACCAGGUUUGCCAGUUUGCAGAAACUAACUCUUCUCUCUCACAUCAAGUUUUUAAAAAUUUGUGUUGUAGUGGAAAAUAACGUACCGAGUAACAAAAAAAUAAUUUCUGACUAUCUUUUUUUUCAGGAAUAUAGCUAGCUAUCUUUAAGAAAGAGAUGAUAUAUACAAAAUAGUUUUCUGAAUUAUUUUACUUUAUGUUUCUUUCUAGCAAUGUAUGCUAAAUAAUUUUGGACAUCUUUUUAUUAUACCUUGUUUCUGUGUUAUUCUUAAACCUGGUAACACUUGAUUUGUCUUCUGUAACCUAUUUAUUUCAAGUGUUCAUAUUUAAAUUUCUUUGGGAAGAACAAAAAUUUGAUGAUCCACUGAUUUUGAAAAGCCUGAAUAAAAUUGGAAAAGCUGGUAAAAUUAAGAGAACUAAAUAAUUACUCUGCUAUAAUAUAUAAUUUGGCAUUAUGGGAGGGAAAAGCAAAAUUAUUAUUAAAAUAAGACCAACUUUGUACAGGCACUGCAUCGCUCUCUUUUGAAAUUCAGUAACAGUUCUAUCAGUAUGAUUGAACUUGGUAUAUUAAUGAUAUUUUUUCAACAUUGAAAAUAAAUUUAGUUUUGCCCUUUUUCUUAAAAAUACCAGUGAAAUUUUGUCCUGUUUAUUACACGGUCACAGUAGAAUUUCUAUAAGGUGGAAUCAUGCAGUGUUUAUUGGUAGCACUAGCUUAUGGGACAGAUAUUUAUGCUCCUCCCCAGAUUUGUGUUGAACAGAAACAGAUUAUGUGAUUGGAAAGGAGAAUCCAACAAUUAAGAGUUGACAUUUUAAGAGUAAUGUUUAAAAAGCUUUACACCUGUUUACAACUUGGAGAUGAAAAGGCAGGCUUCGUUUUUCUACUGUGUGAUAAAAACUGGCUUAAAAUAUUUAUAAAUAGAGUCAAGAGUGAAACUGUACAAAUUUGCACAUUGAAAAGUGCAACAAGUUACUUUGAUUGCAGUACAAAUAUUUACUGUUCUAAAAAUUGAAGACUUAGCCAGGCAGAUGAAUUUUUAAGUGAACCAGUUGUUGAAAUUAUUGGAAUUAACUGAGCCAAAGUGAUUCUGCAUUCUUCAUCUAUUUAGUUAGCACUUUGUAUCAUUAUAUACCGUUUACAAUACAUGUAUAACUUGUAGCUAUAAUCAUUUGUGCCAUUAAAGCUCUCACAAAACCGUU
Myotis daubentonii (Daubenton's bat) is the source of this 3434-nucleotide messenger RNA. RefSeq names its product BCL2 interacting protein 3 like (gene BNIP3L). Gene Ontology annotation, biological process: positive regulation of apoptotic process; defense response to virus; mitochondrial outer membrane permeabilization. Lineage: Eukaryota; Metazoa; Chordata; Mammalia; Chiroptera; Vespertilionidae. Gene Ontology annotation, cellular component: nucleus; mitochondrial envelope; mitochondrial outer membrane. The record is from RefSeq and is a predicted model, not a curated record.